UAAAUCUUCCUUCUUGCUUUUCUGUUUCUGUUAAUGACAUCCCCACUGUCCCAGCAUCCAACCUCAAACCCAUCUACCUAUCCACCCACCCAUUCAUCUAUCUCUCUACCCAUUCACUCAUUCAUCUAUCUGUCUAACCCCAUCAUACAUUCAUUGACUCAUCCACCUGCCCCUCCGUCUAUCCAGCCAUUCACCUAUCUACCCACCCACUUACCUCUCCACCCCUCCAUCCAUCUACCAAACAAUUCUGGAGAGCUUAUAAGGACCAAGCACAGAGGAACAUCUCAGGUUCGCCCCUGACUCGGAUUUGUCCACCUCCCUUCUAAUUAGUCGUCAGUUGCUAUAGCUUCUUCUUGUCUCCUCUCUGGCCAUGCUUCCUCAUACCUCGACCCCGUCAUGCCAGGCUACUCUCAGUUCCCCAAAAGUGCCCAUCAUCUCUCAUAUUUGGCCUGUUGCACACAUUGUUUCCACAGACAGAAACUCCCAUCUGUUUGGGCAGCCCUUCCCCCUUCUUCUGUCUUAGCCUAACUUGCUGCUCAGGAAGGCUUUUCGGGCUGUUUCGGGUUACCUCCUAUGAACUCCCUUAGCGUCCUGUGUCUCCUUGGGAGCUGGUUUCACCUGUCUUCUUCACUGUCCCAUGAGAGUAAAAGCAACUUGAGUCACACUAAGUGAGAGCGUCUGGCGCAGUGGCUUCCAUACAACAGAUACUCAAUAAGUAUCUGGUAUGCAAAUGGGGGCUUACCCGCCGCCGCAGAGGCCCAGCUUGAGCCGCGCCCCACGAACAAGAUGGCAGUGGAGAGCCCGGCCGGUUCCCUGAGCCCAUGAGGGGUGAGGCGCCCUGAGGCCCCAAGAUGGGGAACGUCACCGCGGAGAACACCUCGCUGUGCGCCAUCGACCACACCAUCCACCAGACGCUGGCCCCCGUGGUCUACGUGGCGGUGCUGGUGGUGGGCUUCCCGGCCAACUGCCUGUCCCUGUACUUCGGCUACCUGCAGAUCAGGGCGCGGAACGAGCUGGGCGUGUACCUGUGCAACCUGACGGUGGCCGACCUCUUCUAUAUCUGCUCGCUGCCCUUCUGGCUGCAGUACGUGCUGCAGCACGACCACUGGUCGCACGGGGACCUGUCCUGCCAGGUGUGCGGCAUCCUGCUCUACGAGAACAUCUACAUCAGCGUGGGCUUCCUCUGCUGCAUCUCCAUCGACCGCUACCUGGCCGUGGCGCACCCCUUCCGCUUCCACCAGUUCCGCACGCUCAAGGCGGCCGUGGGCGUCAGCGCGCUCAUCUGGGCCAAGGAGCUGCUGACCAGCGUCUACUUCCUCAUGCACAAGGAGGUGGUGGAGGACGGGGACCGGCACCGCGUCUGCUUCGAGCACUACCCCCUGCAGCCAUGGCAGCGCGGCAUCAACUACUACCGUUUCCUGGUGGGCUUCCUCUUCCCGCUCGGCCUGCUGCUGGCCUCCUACCGCGGCAUCCUGCGCGCCGUGCGCCGCAGCCACGGCACGCAGAAGAGCCGCAAGGACCAGAUCCAGCGGCUGGUGCUCAGCACCGUGGUCAUCUUCCUGGCCUGCUUCCUGCCCUACCACGCGCUGCUGCUCGUGCGCAGCCUCUGGGAGGCCAGCUGCCAGUUCGCCAAGGCCGUCUUCAACGCCUACCACUUCUCCCUGCUGCUCACCAGCUUCAACUGCGUGGCCGACCCCGUGCUCUACUGCUUCGUCAGCGAGUCCACGCACCGGGACCUGGGCCGCCUGCGCGGCGCCUGCCUGGCCUUGCUCACCUGCGCCGGGCCGGGCCGUGCGCGGGAGGCCUACCCGCUGGGCGCGGCCGAGGCCUCGGGGAAGAGCGACGAGCCCGAGCUCUUGACCCGGCUCCACUCGACCUUCCAGGCCCCGAACUCGCCCGGAGCGGGGGGGUCCCCCAUGGGCGGCUUGGUCUAGCGGGGGGCCCGCCGUGGGGGGCCCGCUGAGGCCCGAGCUUGUGCUCCGCCGGCCGCCCCGCUUUGCCCAGUGCAGGUGCCUGUUUCUGCUGGAGGGAACGACGGGGCCGGGGCCGCGGCCGCGGCGAGACCUCUCUGGUCCCGGGGGAGCCCGCUCCAGCUUGCUGAGCCCGGUGGGGAUGAGCCCCGACGGUUCGUGGGUGUGGUCUGCUGCCGGCUGGGCUUCUGGGGAGGAGAGGACGGCGACCUGUCACCUCCAGGAGGUUCUCGAAGACAAGCUGGGGGAGUGGCGGGGCAGAGUGUGAGGACAUGGAGGAUGGGGAUUGGGAGAUGACGGUGGGUAUCUGGGUGCACGGGUGCCAGAAACUUGCAGUGCCAUUGUCACAGAUGACACCAGUCCAAAUGCGCCGGUGCCUCCUGGAGACACAACACAUGAAGCUGUAUUGUCAUUGUUACAGCUGGGCCACACCGCUUGUGGGAAGAGGACCUGCCAGGAGCUUGGGUGGGGACAAGGGAGGUGGGGAGGUGGCUGGGCACUGGGAGUGUCUGGUGGGGGACGGUGAAGGGAGUGACAGCAGAGGAGAGACCCCAGCUCCAGGCAGGUCUCACGUUCAGAAGGAGAGUUGAGCAGAUUCCCCAAGCCCCAGGACUGAUAGAAGACAAAUCCCAGGGCUCUCUGGGGCUCCCUGGGGCCAUGUCUGUGGUCCUUUCAAACAGCCAGUACUGAAAGUUCCAUGUCAGGACAGAAGCCUAAAGCCAGUGUGUCUGACAGAGUUCCCAACACACAGGUCCUCCUAAUUAGUUUUCUGUUUCCAACUGCCCAGAAGCACUGGACGCAGAACCCAGGGAUUGUGUGUGUGUGUGUGUGUGUGCACGUGCACACAUGAGCACAUGUGUUCAUGGUUAAAAUGCCAGGGGCUCCAAUGACAGCUGUGUGCCAAGACACUGAGGCUGGGGUUAUGGACUGCUGGCUGUGCUGCCCCCCCCCCCCCAACAGUUCCCACCUUUGUCCCCUGCCACACACCCUGUGGAGUGUCUAGCAGUCUCAGGAGCAUGACAUGCUCUCCGUGUUCUCAGAUACAAUGAAGCAAGACAGAGACACAUUCUUUAGCAUCUCUCAGCCCAAAGGCCUGGGGUUAAGCACCACAAUGAUUUAAGUAGUGCCUGGGACAAGGAGAGGCGGGGGCCCCAGGCUCAUCCUGCCUCCUUUGUUCUCCAGCACUGCUUCUCUGCCAGAUGUCCCACCUCAUCACCUGGAAGGUCCACAUGCAGCCCAGGGUACUGACUGCCAUCUCUUGUUCUGUCCCAGAAGGCUCAGUAUGGGUCUCAUUUCUCCUACAACUUUGUGCCCAACCAUUUUGAGCCUCUGCGCUGGUUAACACACCAAGGACCAGAGAACUUCUUACUGCUCCAAGGAUCUGGCCACCUUUGCAGAAACGCUAGCCCUUCAGAUUUCCUGUUCAGUGGACUGGGGCCUGCUCUGACUUCCCUCAGAGUGCUGGGAUUCAAGCUCCCUACACCCAAGGGGCUAGGUGGACUAGGUGGACACAAGCCUAGCUUGUGGGACCAGGGAUGGCAUCCCCAGAACAUUUCUGGAAUCUGCUAAAAAGAGGGCCAAGCAGAAUAUCUUCAAUCUCUCUUCCCCUCUCCUCCUGUCCUUCUCUAAGAGGCAGAUUUAUUCUGAGUCUCUUACCCUCCAAUCAGGGGUACCCAGAGGCAGAUACCCCAGAUUGGAAAUGGCUUUGGCUUUGACUGGGUAGCCCUACUCUAGUUCUUUAUGGAGGGCCUCCCGUGCCCUGGGGAGCUUCUCUCCCCCUUCCUGAAAGAGGAAGUGACCGAAUCUGAAGGUGGCAGAAAUGGUCACCCUGCCAAGAAAAGUCUUUCCAGCCCCAGACCAGAAUCUUACUGGGGCAAUGGCACUGGUUGAGGCCUCCAUGCCUCUUCAUCCCAAAUUCCCCACUAUUUUGACCUUAAACAUGGGCAUUCCCACUGGGAUGGACUGGGAUGAGCUGAGAGCGGUUCCUUUUACUAUCAAGAGUUGUAUUUUUGUAUUGUCCUCUCUUUUAUGCCAAGUAUGUGUGUGUUGGACUGUGCAAUGGAUUUAUGUAGCAAACUUGAGUCUGCAAAUAAAGCAAAGUAACCAGGCA
Ailuropoda melanoleuca (giant panda) is the source of this 4080-nucleotide messenger RNA. RefSeq names its product G protein-coupled receptor 68 (gene GPR68). Gene Ontology annotation, cellular component: membrane. The record is from RefSeq and is a predicted model, not a curated record. Lineage: Eukaryota; Metazoa; Chordata; Mammalia; Carnivora; Ursidae. Gene Ontology annotation, biological process: cellular response to pH; G protein-coupled receptor signaling pathway. Gene Ontology annotation, molecular function: G protein-coupled receptor activity. The transcript has 3 exons. The coding region runs from base 852 to 1934 and encodes 360 amino acids.